Rhodofomes roseus is the source of this 1499-nucleotide messenger RNA. Its product is annotated as casein kinase II regulatory subunit-domain-containing protein. Gene Ontology annotation, cellular component: protein kinase CK2 complex; cytoplasm. Bases 110 to 1375 code for a protein of 421 amino acids. The record is from RefSeq and is a predicted model, not a curated record. Lineage: Eukaryota; Fungi; Basidiomycota; Agaricomycetes; Polyporales; Fomitopsidaceae. The transcript is spliced from 6 exons. Gene Ontology annotation, molecular function: protein kinase regulator activity.
GUGGCAACCUCCUUCAACGCAGCCACCGAGCUUCAUCUCCAGACUCUGGCCCGCGACCGCGUCGGCCUCGUAUCUCAUCUGCCCUCACAACUCUCCCGACGUGCGGUUUAUGUCCCGGAAAGCUCAGAUGGAGGCAAUCGAGCAGCCGGAGUAUGUGGAGGAGGAGGUGGUCAGUGGAGAGGGCGACGAGGUCAUGGAGGACAUCGACGCGCAAGAGGAGGGAUACAGCUCAUCUACGCCAACAUCAACCCUUACGUGGAUCAGCUGGUUCUGUUCCCUCCCAGGACACGAAUACUUCUGCGAGGUAGCCGAGGAUUUCAUAGAGGACGACUUCAACCUCACAGGUUUGAACACCAUGAUACCGUUUUGGAAAGAGGCGAUGGAGAUGGUCCUCGAUGUCGAGGCGGACGAGGACGCGGCCAAAAUACCAGACGUCUCGAUUGUGGAGGCAUCUGCGGAGUUGCUCUACGGUCUCGUUCACCAGCGAUACAUACUUACGCGUGCAGGGCUACAGGCAAUGGUGGACAAAUACGAAGCGGGGACAUUCGGCUCUUGUCCACGCGUAAUGUGCAAGGGUACCAAUAUCGUCCCGUGUGGUCGCUCCGACAUGCCUGGAAUCGACACCGUCAAGCUCUUCUGUCCGAACUGUAACGAUAUCUAUACCCCUCCCAGCAGCCGAUUCCAAGGUGUUGAUGGUGCUUUCUUCGGCACAACCUUCGCGCAUCUGUUCUUCCAGAGCUACCGCGAGCUCGCGCCAGCCCCGUUCUACAGACCGCACUCCCCAUCUAGCUCCUCCGGUUCCCCCCAUUCUUCUGGCAGCUCGCCUCGCCAAACCUCUGCGUUCAUUAAUCCCAACAUCAAUGGCGGCCAGAAGCGUGCGGCAGGCAAGGUCUAUGUCCCCAAGAUCUAUGGCUUCAAGAUCAGCGAGAGAGCGAAGUGUGGACCGAGGAUGCAGUGGCUGCGCAUGAGACCUUGGAGUCCGGACGAACUGGAUGAGGUCGACUGGCGGGGGAAGUGGAUUGAUGACGAGGAUGACUACGGGGAAGAGGAGGAUGACGUGGAUGAGGACCGACCUAUGGAGGACUUUGACCCUGACAUGGGAGAGGGUGAUGAGGAUGAGGACGAAGAGGAAGAGGAAGAGGAUCAGCAGCCACCGUCGUCACAGAAGGGCAAACGGGUGAUGCACUCGGCCUCCGCGCCGUCGUUGAGACCCGCGCUUCCCGACGCGACCUCUGCAUCCCCGAGGCCGAGCGCGCCACUACAGCCUCCGCAGGAGGAUCUCCGAUACGCGUCGCGGGACCAGGGCUAUGGAUCUGGCUCGAAGGUUAGAGUUGUGCGGCAGUGGGCGCCGCGGGGGACCACGGCACAGGCCUGAACAUUGCGGUGCGGUAGAUAGAGUGCAGCGUUUGUGUUUACUUUAUUAGCGUACAAUGACGUCCAAGUCUCUGUUCCAUCUCUCAUAUCACCGCCUCUGUUCUCUCCUGUUCUCUCCCGGCCGU